AUGGACAGCGACGCUGGGAUCAGCUUCACGCAGCAACAGCGCACGCCUGUCACGCACACACCAUCCCUGGACCCUCCCCACAGCGAAGCUGGCGAGGACAGGUCAACCGCCACGCGGCGUGGCCUCCUGUACGCGCUGGUGAUUUCUGGCGCGCUGAUGAGCGCGCUCACGACACUUGUCGCGCUCGGCGCGCUCUCGCCGCUGCUCCUGCUCGGGUGGGGGCUCAUCGCGGCGCUCGCGCUCGUGACGCUCAUGACGGGCCGCGUUCGCGCCGCGCAGCGGGAGCGUGGUUCUUCUGAAAAUGGCGGGGAGGUCGAGCGCGAGCGCGCUCGGCGCCUGCUCCGCCUGCUCGACGCGAUGGCUCCGAUGGAUGUCCGCGCGCUCACCGAAGAGACCGGCUGGAGCGAGGAGGCCGUCCUCUCGGGGCUCGUCUUCUUGCUCGAGCGCGAGCUCGUCGAGGAGGACGUCGACCUCGAGACUGGCCACUUCUGCUACGCGAGGAGUCACCACGUUCGCUUUGACUUCGAGGAGCAUCACAUGAAAGACAAGACAACCGCGUUCCUGCUCGCCUGGUUCCUCGGCGGCAUCGGCGUCCACAAGUUCUACCUCGGUCAAAACGGCAUGGGGAUCAUUUACGUCCUCUUCUGCUGGACGUUUAUCCCCGCCUUCCUCGCUUUCUUCGAGGGGCUCGGCUACCUCUUCCAGGACACCCAUACCUUCAACCAGCGCUACAACAACCAAGUGGCCGGCUACCUCCCGCAGCCAAGCCCCCAGCAGAUGGCCCAGAACAUCACGGUCAACAUCCCGCCCGGACAGGACACGAGGCAGCUCACCGGGCCAGGCGCGCGCAACAUCACUGACGAGCUCCAUAAGCUCAAUGAGCUGCGCAUCGCCGGGGUCCUCACCGAGGCCGAGUUCGCGCGCGAGAAGCAGCGCCUGCUCUCAUCCUGA
Molecule: messenger RNA, 951 nt
Organism: Ostreobium quekettii
Lineage: Eukaryota; Viridiplantae; Chlorophyta; Ulvophyceae; Bryopsidales; Ostreobiaceae
Source: the annotation of a GenBank genome assembly